AUAUUCUGUCAGUGUAACUGGUAAAGUGGUAAUGUCAUUUUGACUUUUUCAUUGAUGUUAUUAUCGUUUUGUGUUAAAGUAUGAUUUAGUGUUCCGUUUAUUAAUCUAAAACAUUUCUAUUAACAAUAGUAUACUUGUGCCGGUUAUUUUUAAUCUAGAUAGAGAAACAUCAUUCGAAUACUGAGCUCAAGUUCUUAGCCUGUUGAGGUUAAGUAUGUAAAAUAAACAUCAGUUGAAAAAAAUACAAUAACAGCAAUGUCGGAACCUAAUAUCGAAGCAACUAUACUGAAAUACGAGAAUUUUAUCAACGAUGUACUCAAAGAAGACCUCCGUCAACUAGAUAUUAGGCUUCAACAAGUGAAUGCUGAAAUAACGGAUAUGAUACAACAAAAACAUACUCUAAAAGUUAUAACUGACAAAAAUGUUCACCCAAAUGGAUUUAAAAGUCAAGUAAACA
Messenger RNA from Trichoplusia ni (cabbage looper), 457 nucleotides. It is a transcript of the gene Uxt, whose product is annotated as protein UXT homolog. The record is from RefSeq and is a predicted model, not a curated record. Gene Ontology annotation, molecular function: transcription corepressor activity. Gene Ontology annotation, biological process: negative regulation of transcription by RNA polymerase II. Lineage: Eukaryota; Metazoa; Arthropoda; Insecta; Lepidoptera; Noctuidae.